CUGGGACUCUGCCUAGAUCCGGUUCGUCUCGUCCCUGGGUGCCUCGGGUGCUACUCGAGGCUGAAGUGUUCGCGGCGCAGCUGAGGUGGCCUGCCGGCGGCGGCAUGGAUGGCUAGGGCGCAUCGGGCUUCCUGGUCCAGGGAGCGGGCGUGGCUGUCGGGCGGAGGUGCGUUCGGUGGCGGUGUAUCUGCAGUUCUGCACAUCGGCUCCCUACGGCGCGGGCUGAGAGUGCCGUGGCCUGGUGACCCCGAGGUCGUCGGGCGGCAGCUGCAGACGGCAGCUCUUCUCACGGGCGUGGAGGCGGGGCUGAGGUUUGGAAUUAGGUAUGGAAAAAGGAGACUAAACGUUGAGAGAACAAAAUGUAUGCAGGAGAUAGUCUGCGACUGCUCGGGGGUCCCAAAAAGAAGUAAUACACGGUCUUGCCGGUGUAGGUGCCCAGCGAUGAUAUGGUUGCUCCGGUCAAAAGACAACAGCUGCAUGGCAGCUGCUGUCGAAUAUGAAUGAUGAUUGAUGAAUGCUUGCUCCUUGUACUGCUUGCCGUUAGGUAGCAUGGCAUUGGGGGACGAGGAUCAAUCAAGCACUUGAUAAAAGAGACACCAAACGGGG
Molecule: messenger RNA, 606 nt
Organism: Triticum aestivum (bread wheat)
Lineage: Eukaryota; Viridiplantae; Streptophyta; Magnoliopsida; Poales; Poaceae
Exons: 4
Coding region: 109-504 (131 amino acids)
Source: RefSeq, a predicted model, not a curated record